GGAAGCGGAAGCAGUCGGCGGCGGGCGGGCGGGCGGGCGAUGCCGCUGCACCGGUACGCGCCGCGGCUCUGGCCCGCCCUGCGGCUGCGGGAGGGCAUCUGUGCGCGGCUCCCGCAGCACUACCUGGCCUCCCUGCAGGACGACACGCCGCCCACCCCCGUGCACUGGCGGCCGCUCGGCGUGAGCUACAGGCGGAACCCGCGCACCGGACAGCGGGAGCGCGUACAGGACGUGCCGGUGCCUGUGUACCUGCCGCCCGCCGCCCACGAGGGGCUGUGGGGCGGCGAGGGAUGGAUCCGCGGUUUCCGAUAUGCGCGUAACGACAAGCUCUCCACCAGGCUGCCCAAGACGUGGAAGCCGCAGCUCUUCGAGCGCCAGUUCUACAGCGAGAUCCUGGACGCCACCCUCACCAUCACCGUCACCAUGCGCACCCUCGACCUCAUCGAUGAGGCCUAUGGCUUUGACUUCUACAUCCUCAAGACUCCAAAAGCCGAUAUGUGCUCGAAGCUGGGGAUGGAUUUGAAGCGAACGAUGCUGCUGCGACUUGCACGGCGGGAUCCAAAACUGCAUCCCAACGAUCCAGCCAAAAGAGAGGCGAUCUAUAACAAGUACCAGGAAUUUGUGAUCCCAGAAGAGGAGGCUGAAUGGGUCGGCUUGAGUUUAGAAGAAGCAAUAGAAAAACAGAGGCUCCUAGAAAAAAAGGACCCUGUCCCACUCUUUAAGGUGUACGCCGAAGAGCUCGUCAACCAAUUGAAAGAACAGGCACUGCAGAAGCAGUAGAAGGAAAGAAACCUUUGGAGCAAAACCCCUGCUGCAGAUCGAGCCGUGGGGGUCAGCGAGUCUUCUGUCUGAGCCAGGUUGUGUGGAAGAGGCCACAAGAAGAGGUUGCCCAGGAGCACGUUGCAGUUAUCAAAGUCUAACGACCGCCUAAGUUCAUUGAGGAACCAUUCCUGUGGGCUGAGGAAAGAAUUUCUGUCCUGUGGCCUCUGAAAGUGUUCUUGUAAGACUUAACGUGGUGGUUUUGCCUGUACAAAUAGUUGGCUGCUGUUGAGAGCUUGAUCACGGUAUAAAAUGAAAUACGCGUUUUGGGAAUAUGAGUAAACUUUUCUCUGAUACUCA
Molecule: messenger RNA, 1119 nt
Organism: Chroicocephalus ridibundus (black-headed gull)
Lineage: Eukaryota; Metazoa; Chordata; Aves; Charadriiformes; Laridae
Gene: MRPL28
Product: mitochondrial ribosomal protein L28
Exons: 5
Coding region: 40-780 (246 amino acids)
Cellular component (GO): mitochondrial large ribosomal subunit
Molecular function (GO): structural constituent of ribosome
Source: RefSeq, a predicted model, not a curated record